AUUGUCUGUUCGUCGCCAUUUGUCAAAAAUAAAAUCUGAACAUUUUCUAAAUAUUUACUUAUUUCUUCAAAAUGUUCGCGUUUUUCUCGAGAAUCCUUGAUUGGAUCAAGAGCCUGUUUUGGAAGGAAGAGAUGGAACUCACUUUGGUGGGACUCCAGUACUCUGGGAAAACAACAUUCGUCAAUGUAAUCGCGUCUGGCCAGUUCUCUGAAGACAUGAUUCCAACAGUUGGUUUCAACAUGAGGAAAAUAUCUAAAGGCAAUGUCACAAUCAAGCUUUGGGACAUUGGAGGUCAGCCUAGGUUCAGAAGUAUGUGGGAGAGAUACUGUAGAGGUGUAAAUGCAAUAGUAUACAUGGUAGAUGCUGCAGAUAAUGAGAAGAUUGAAGCAUCCAGGAAUGAGCUUCACAACUUGCUAGAUAAACCCCAGCUUCAAGGCAUCCCUGUUCUGGUUCUAGGCAAUAAGCGUGACCUUCCAGGUGCCCUAGAUGAAAAGGAACUCAUAGAAAGAAUGAAUCUAUCCGCCAUUCAAGAUAGGGAAAUAUGCUGUUAUUCUAUAUCAUGUAAAGAAAAAGAUAAUAUUGACAUUACUUUACAAUGGUUGAUACAACAUUCUAAGAAUAGCAGAUAAAGAUAAUAGAUAAUAGUUGUAGGAAAGACAAUUGGCGUAGGAUUACAUCGUAAUAUUUUUUACGAAACAGAUGUACAGAUUUCAUUGAUAUUCAUGGACUGGACUCGAGCCAUCAUAUUUGGUACAUUAAUACUAAGAGGAUGUGGAUUAUGGAUACAUGGUGUAUAAUCAGUACUUGUUAUGCGGAAAUACAGUUAAACUUGUUUAUAUGAACAGGGCACUUCAGCAAUGGAUCAGUUGCACUGUUAUUUUCCAAUAUACCCAGUGAACAAAUCAACUAGUCUGUAUCGGGAAUAACCUUGAUGGACAGACUAGCCCUAUUAGCACAGACCCUCUGUGUGAAAACAGAACACUACAGUUAGCAGUUUUUAUUGAUA
Owenia fusiformis is the source of this 1006-nucleotide messenger RNA. Lineage: Eukaryota; Metazoa; Annelida; Polychaeta; Sabellida; Oweniidae. The record is from the annotation of a GenBank genome assembly.